This is a messenger RNA of Ornithodoros turicata, 5026 nucleotides long. It is a transcript of the gene metro, whose product is annotated as MAGUK p55 subfamily member 7-like. Gene Ontology annotation, cellular component: cell-cell junction; plasma membrane. NCBI's taxonomy places the organism in Eukaryota, Metazoa, Arthropoda, Arachnida, Ixodida, Argasidae. The record is from RefSeq and is a predicted model, not a curated record. The transcript has 15 exons. Bases 237 to 1973 code for a protein of 578 amino acids. Gene Ontology annotation, molecular function: protein binding.
GCAUACGCGUAUUGUUUGUCUGCUACGAUCACUGUCAGUGACUUUCACUAACGCGUACCUCGUAACGAGAAUGCCUAUGUUACACUGAUUACAAGCCCUCGUUUAGAGCUCGGUCGCAAAGGACGGCAAACAAGCACUCUGCUCCGGAGAGGUCACGCAAACGGAGGACAUUUGCCUCUUUUUCGUUGUCUGUCAUCUAGCUGUCAAACAAAGAUGAUGCUUUCCUCUCGAAGGGCAUGGCUGUAGGAGGUAAACAAAAUGGGAACAACAGUGAUCCAGCCUUGCAGAAGCUGCUGGCAUCUCUAGAACAGGUAUGCCAGAAGGCAGACAGCUGGGAAGAAGAUCGUGCCUUUCUCACUCAACUGUUUCAAAGCAAAGCCCUCCAGUCGUUAGUUUAUAUUCACAGUAGGUUAUCCAACUUGAGUGGCAAAGAACUUAUUCCACUUUCCAAAGAUGCCUCGUCUCUCGCGGAAAAGGUGCGGAAAGUUCUGCAAAAAAGUACUGCAGGAGAAGCAGAGGAACUCUCUCUGUUGAUUUUGUCACCACAUUUCAAGGGAUUCCUUGAAGCCCAUGAUGUUGUAGCAAGGAAGGAUUUCCAUCCAACACUGCCAGAAGUGGCCCACGAUGCAUUAGAGGAUGAAGAAACUGUGAAGAUAGUGCAGCUCGUGAAAAGCAAUGAACCCUUAGGAGCAACAAUUAAGUACAACGAUAUAGCAAAAGCCAUAACCAUUGCCAGGAUUUUGCAUGGUGGAGCAGCCGACAGGAGUGGAUUGAUCCACGUAGGUGAUGAAGUACACGAGGUGAAUGGGAUCAGCGUUAAAGGGAAAGCACCUCAUGAUGUGGUUAACAUACUGGAGCAAAGCCAAGAUGGGACAAUCAUGCUGAAACUGGUACCUGGGCAAGAAGUAGUAUCAGCACAAGAGAGCAGGGUUCGAGUGCGGGCUCUCUUUGACUACGACCCCAUGGAGGAUCCCCUGAUCCCAUGUCAGGAGGCUGGGCUUCCCUUCAGGAGAGGCCAGGUGCUGCAUGUUGUAAGCCAGGAAGAUCCGUACUGGUGGCAGGCGCGUCGUGAAGGAAAUGAACGAUGUGGGCGUGCCGGUCUCAUUCCUGGCUGUUCCCUGCAGGAGAGGCGGUUUGCCGAGAUGCGAACUCUAAACUUUGAUAGUGAUGAGGACAGCAUUCUGCACAGCUGUAGUUCUCCGCUUAAAAAAGAUGCAAAACCGAGGAAGAUAAAGAAGGUCAUGUAUGAUGUUACAGACAAUGAAGAUUUUGAUAGAGAGCUGAUAGCAACGUACGAAGAAGUUGCCAAGUGGUAUCCAAAGCCUGGAUUUUACCGUCCUGUUGUGCUUAUUGGUCCUCCAGGAGUGGGCCGAAACGAACUGAAGCGGAGGUUAAUUGCUAGCGACCCUGACAGGUUCAAGACAACCAUACCAAACACAAGUAGGCAGCGGAAACCAUGGGAAAUAGAUGGCAAAGACUACUACUUUGUAAACAGAGCGUAUAUGGAAGAAGAAAUACGGAGAGGAAAGUUUAUAGAGCACGGCGAGUAUAAAGGAAACCUCUACGGGACCAGCAUUGAGGCCGUGCGAUCCAUUGUGAACGCUGGUUAUGUCUGUGUCAUGAAUCCACAUCCACAGGCUCUCAAGAUGCUACGGACAGCAGAACUGAAGCCCUUUAUUAUCUUCAUUAAACCACCGUGCCUAGAAGUUUUAAAAGAGACUCGAAAUAGAACAGCUGCCCGUUCAACAUUUGACGAGAACUGUUCACGAGGGUUCACGGAUGACGAGUUCCAGGAGAUAGCUUACUUGGGUCAGAAAAUUGAGUUCCUCUACGGCCACAUGUUUGACAUGACCAUAGUCAAUGAAGACCUGACCCAGGCGUUCUUUGAGUUGAUGGCUGUUGUCAAGGGCCUGGAAUGUGAGCCUCAGUGGGUGCCAGUCAGCUGGGUUGUAACCUCCCAGAGAGUAAUUUGAUUUUGGUUUUGGCUUAUUUUAUUCGACAUCUGCUCGUGAGAGUUGUAUGUUUGCUGAAGGGUGUACAUUGUCAUCUUGUCUUAUAGUGUAUACAACGCGUUCUCUCUAAAGUAAUAUUUAUAAUGUCAUAUCAUAUUUAUUUGGUUUAGGUUACCGCCGUGGCUAUCGAUGUCUAUAUUUGCGUGUAAAUUUGUCACAGAAUAGCCGAGUGUGAUGCAGCAGUUGCAAGCUGAUUCCUUUUGAUGACUAACAAACGAUCCAUGCUUUGUGGGUGAGAAGUUGAAAGAGACAGAGAGGAAGAUAAGUCAGGUCCCCAUAGAAACAACAUAUAUUUUUGUUGGCUAAUAAGAUUUGUGAUGCACUGUUUCUCGUACAAUAUGCCGAACUAAUUUUUAUGUCGUGCUCUUUGUUUUCUAUAUAUAUAUAUGUGUGUGUGAAAAAGGAUACCCGUAUUGUAUCUGUUGCUCCUGACUUAUUUAGGACUUACCCUGAAUUCCAUUCAAGUGAAAGCAAGUUUUUGCAAAAUGUAUCACUGCAUUGCAACAUGCUAGUGAGCUACUUGUUCAGACAUGUUUUUGAUAUUGAUGCGAGGAAAAGAAAAUUAAUAAGUUGUAUGUGCAAAACUGUGAGAUUGCACAACUGAAGUUGAACAAACAUUGUGAGCAUACUGAAACCACUUUUAAUAAGUGAUUUCGUGCACCAUUUGCUGCCAUAUGCCAUCCUGACCACAGGUGCCAUUGUUAUGGAACGGCUUUGCAUGUGCUCGUAUGAGAAUGAGUCUGCAUCAAACGACUGGUUAUGAGCCCCUAUGUAGUAUUGUUCCUGAUAGUCCGUUUGAAAAUCAUAAUUUGUACCUGUAACUCAGGUGAUCUGCUUCCUGAAUGAUACCAUUUACCUUGUAUUCUUGAAAAAAUAGUAUCAUGGUUUCACUGGAUCAUGACAUGAACUUAUUUAGGCUGAUCAGAAACUGCUGUAGUCACACAGCCCGGCAUGAUUUGCCGACUCGGGUUGUCGGUUGUAAAGUAUGUGGCAAAGCAGAGCAGUAGUCUUUUGUAAAAGACUAAGUAUCCCCAUUAUCUGCUGUAGCUAGGGGUGUGCGAAUAUUCGAGUUCUCGAAUUCGAAUCGUGUAUAAAAGGCUUGAACUAUUUGAUUCGCGAAUCGAAUAUCCAUUAUUUGAUUUUUCGAAUAUUUGACUAUUCCACGAAUAUGAACGACACAACCCGAAAGUGGGCUUCACCUGAUGCUUCCGUGCAUGAGGUGAAGCCUGCUUUACGAACUUGCCCUUGCUGCAGGAUCAACACAGGCCGGACGUAGUUUAAGUUAACGUUAUCUAAACUUAGUUUUGUAGACAUCGUCUGUGGAAGGGGUGGCGCCCCUCCCACAUACAAGUUAGGGGUGCCGACAGGGGGCUUUAAUUUGAUGUUUGUGAGGUUACUCUUGAGUAAUGACUACAGCCCACAAACAAGAAGGGUGUUUUAAAGAUGUCCUUUAUGUCUAAAAUUUCAGCAGUGCAAUUUCCUCGGGUGAGAGCAAAGAAACUAUAGGGUGUUCAUGGCAAAGCUGAGGCAGGAUAUCAAUUCAUUUGUUUCACAAAUGGCCUGUGGUUGUCUGAAACGAUUACAGCCUCAUCCGUAUAACAUGCUACUGCUGGACAUAAAAUUUUGAAAUGAACGUAGCCACUCCAGUACUCCAGUAGUAAGUGUACUAAAGUGUAGGCUCCUCUGAAAAGCAGGAAGCAGUCUGAUGUAAAAUUAAAGAGUAAGGGCUUUAAACAGAAGAAUUGCAUGUCUCUCUUGUUACAGUGGGCCACAAAAUGGAAACUUUUAUUGCGAAAGUCACAUAUUGUAAAUUUUGCACAAAUAUUCGAUAUUCGAUUCGGUAUUUGGAAUUUUUUCUCCCAUUUGGUUCGAUAUUCGAUUCAACUUAAAAUAUUCGGAUUCGCACACCCCUAAAGCACCUUCUUUAUAGUCAAAGUGAGUGCAUAAUUUUCAUUUUUAGGUGAUACACUCAAAGCAUUGGCAACAUCACCUGUGUGAUUUCAAGUUUUCACCCAUUUAUUCCCUUCUCCAUGUGGUGUCAUUGAUUAAUUUCUAACUCCCAAAGGUACAUGGCAGAGGCAAUUCAUGAAGUACAUAAUACAAGUCUAAAGCUUCCAGAAGAAGAACAGUCCCUGUUCGAAAUAUCGGCAUCGGCCAACAAUCUACCAGGCUAAUUUUUUUGUCUGUACAGUGAAAGAUUAGCACUGCUUCUGCAGCCACAGAAGCUCUGGUAAUGUGAUGUCACUCGCUAAUGCAUGCUAAGGUAAUGCAUGUUUGACCAAUAUAUCCACCUUUAACUGUGGUUUGCUUGCUGGACAGAAAGAAAGAAAAAGUCCCGAUAAUACUCAAGUGUAUCAAUACCGCCUGAUUUCGCCACAAAUUACAAAUACUUAAAAUAGCAUCCUAUUUUCGUCCCCCCGAAUGUAACCUGAAAAAGCCAGACCCCAAAUACAUGUUCAGAGUUUCAAGUAUUUACACUCACCAGCAGGGGUAUAGUGAGGAGGGGGAGAGGAGGGGGUCUAGCUGGCGAGCAGCUGGCCACUUUUUAUGUAUGGCACCAUUUUUUCACAGUGGCUCAGGUUGAUUCGCUGAAGUGCUCAAUAGAUAUGAUCACCACUGGCUGGUGAUCACCGGUUCUCUUUUUUUUUUUUUUUUCUGGCUACACCCCUGCCCACCAGCUAUUUUUCCUCUACCUCAAAUAGCCUAACUAUAUCUUGUGUGGUGGACGCUGGGAAAUGAUUUCUUGCUGCAGAAUUGGAUCCCUCGACACUAGAGAUUUGCUCCUUGUUGAGGCCUAGAGGUUUUCUACGUUUCAUUUGCUCAAGUCUCAUUAUUUUACGCAGAAGUAUAUAGGUGUUACUACAAUACACAUUUUGUACUGUGUGUUUGUACUGUGCAGCUUGUACGAGAUAAUGCUACAGCCAGGUUCCUUUAGCUGAUGUUUUGAUUAAGCUACAGCUACUCAAAAAUCUAUACUCAUUUUGAUUAGUGUGGAGCAGGUGAUUUUUUUUUUU